Messenger RNA from Prorocentrum cordatum, 345 nucleotides. The record is from the annotation of a GenBank genome assembly. NCBI's taxonomy places the organism in Eukaryota, Dinophyceae, Prorocentrales, Prorocentraceae.
AUGCCAGAGGCGGAACCCGAGGCCAAGGCCGAGGAGCCCAAGGUGACGGCCGAGGCGAUGCCCGAGAUCGUCGUGCAGAAGAUGUCCAAGGAGGACGCGGAGAAACAGCACGGCAUCUCUGGUUGGGGCACGUGGGGCUGUGACGUCUCCAAGUUUGACUGGCAGUACAGCGGCACGGAGCAGGCGUACGUGCUGGAAGGUGAGGUGCUGGUGACCCCGACGAAGAAGUGGGCGGCCUGUAGGCCAACAAGGGUGUGCGCGGGAGACUUCGUCACCUUCCCCGAUGGCAUGACCUGCGUCUGGGACGUGACCGCACCGAUCAAGAAACACUACAAUUUCAUAUGA